Durusdinium trenchii is the source of this 924-nucleotide messenger RNA. The record is from the annotation of a GenBank genome assembly. Lineage: Eukaryota; Dinophyceae; Suessiales; Symbiodiniaceae.
AUGGCGAACGCCGCGCCGCCCUCGGGCAUCCGGAACGACGUGCUGCUGCCGGAUGCGGUGAAAGAUUAUAUCAUUGAGCACAAGCUGGAAAAGGUGGUGACGACUGCGUUGAACCGGGUCAUUCUGCAGAUGCCUGAGGACCCCUACGCACGCCUGGCAGAGGAGCUCUCGAAGAGCAGUUUCUCGGUGCCGCGCUUCGCGCACUUGCGGCCGGACGCUUCCAGAGCCAGGAACCGUUUGACCUUCCAUGUGGUGGUCGCCAGCCAUGGUGUGAAUAUCCGAAUCCACAGCAUUACGAUGGGCGAGGCCAUCACCGUGGAGGAGGGCACCGAAGAGCGCUGGCUGGCCUUCCUUCAGGAUUUCUUCCAGAAGUCCUUUGGGAACCUCCAUGUGGACGAGUACAUCUCCUUGGAGGAGCACAUUGGCGACCUGACGGGCGCGCCUGGACCGCUGGAAGCGCCGAAGGUGGGGCUCUCGCUUUGCAACCAGCUGUUGCUCGCCGCUGCUGCUUCCACGAAUUUGGAUGUUCUGGCCUUCCUGCAGCAUUGUCUCAUAAAGGUGGGCUGCGAGCAGGUGUCGCCACCCUUGAGGAAGCCAGAAGAUGUGAGCGCAUGGCGCCACCGUUGGCCCUCCUUCGCGGUGCCUCUCUUCCACGGCGGCCAUGGGGGUCACCUGCCGAAGCUGCGCUGCGCGGCCGCGCUGCGCGCGCUGCCGGAGGAGGCGGAGCCGAGCUUGGGGAUGCUGGCGCAGCUGCUGGAGGCCUUGCAUACUGCCAAGGUGGAAGCAGUGAAAGGGCUGCAGGCGGAUAAGACCACUGCCUCGUUGGUGGUGGAGGGCGUGGCACAUGUGAUGCCCACGUUCCACCAGACCUUCCAGGCCAGUCAGGAGGAGCGACCAGCACAGCUAGAGCGACCAGCACCAUAG